Neoarius graeffei (lesser salmon catfish) is the source of this 2997-nucleotide messenger RNA. RefSeq names its product neural EGFL like 2a (gene nell2a). The transcript has 21 exons. NCBI's taxonomy places the organism in Eukaryota, Metazoa, Chordata, Actinopteri, Siluriformes, Ariidae. The coding region runs from base 195 to 2630 and encodes 811 amino acids. The record is from RefSeq and is a predicted model, not a curated record. Gene Ontology annotation, molecular function: protein binding; calcium ion binding.
UGAUGAGGGUAGGGACCGAGUCCGCAAGCUGCUUUCCUUCAGUCCACUUCCCACUUGUGGGAGCUGAUGCUGUGUUGAGCAGCUCGGGAUGUAUAAAGCUGCUUUGGGUUGAACCCCACGGACCGCUGCUUCUGCGCAAAACGCCUCGUUUCUUUGGGAAGGGAAAUAAAAACAUGGACUAAAUUCCAUCCACCAUGGUUUUAUUCCAGUUCCUGGUUGCGUUCGGACUACUUUUCCUCUCCUCAGUUGCAGGGUUUGGUGUGGAUCCUGCGCUCCGCAUCAGUGUGUUCCAAGAUUUCAGUCCUGGAGAGCAGGAAGGAGUUUCACAGGUGCAGGGCUUCAAUGACGAGUCCAGAGCCAUCCUGUUUCAAGGCUCCUCCAGGAGCGUGAAGGUGCCCGAAGAGACGGCUCAGCACAUGCUGCAGAAGCUGAGAGGCAGAACUGAGUUUACCAUGGCUGUUACUCUGAAACAAAAGCUGCUCAACUCUGGAGCCAUCUUCUCCAUCCACCAUGCGGAACAGAGGUUUUUGGAACUGGAGAGCAGCGGGCAGAAGAGUGAGGUGCGUCUCCAUUUCUUGGCCAAAGGACGGCAAAUGUACACUGAGAUCUUCCCUUACUUGCUCGCGGACAACCAGUGGCACAAAGUUUCAGUGGCCAUCAGCGCAUCCCAUGUCACUCUUUAUGUGGAUUGCAACAGAAUCUAUGAUCGGGUGGUGGCUGUGCCUCUCAUGGACAUUCCAGAAGAUGCAUCAUUCUGGAUUGGACAAAGGAACAGUGCACACGGCCUAUUCAAGGGGGUACUGCAAGAUAUUCAUAUAAUUGUGAUGCCUCAAGGUUAUAUCACACAAUGCCCAGAUCUUAAUCGUACUUGUCCUACUUGCAAUGACUUUCAUGGGCUCGUACAGAAGAUAAUGGAACUCCAGGAUAUCUUGGCCAAAACAUCCAGCAAGCUGUCACUAGCAGAGGAGAGGAUGAACAGUCUGGAUAACUGCUUUUGUGAGAGGACGUGCAGCGUGAAGGGGGUGACCUACAGGGAGGAGCAGGCCUGGACAGAUGGCUGCAAAAACUGCACAUGCUUGAAUGGUACAGUCCAGUGUGAAGCCAUUGUGUGUCCCCCUCUGGAGUGUCCUGAUGGUUCCAUUGCUGCCUAUGUGGCAGGAGAGUGUUGCAAAAAAUGUCAGCCUAUGUGCAUAUUUUUUGGACAAGAAUUGGCGGAGGGGGAAAGUAAAGCUGUGCAUCAUGCCAGUGGAUUGUGCCAACUCUCUGAAUGCAAGGAUCGUACAAUGCACAAAGUCCCAAACAGCGAGUGUCCCGAACUCAUUUGUCCAGAAACACAGCAGGUCACUCUGACUGACAGAUGCUGCAAAGUGUGCAGAGGCCAUGAUUUCUGUGCGGAGAACAAUGCCUGCAUGGAGCACUCAGACUGUCUGAAUCUAGAUGCAGGAGCAAGCUGCAGCUGCAAAGAGGGUUUCCGCCCGCUCCGCCCAGACAACGCGUACUGCGAAGAUAUUGACGAGUGUGCAGAGGGGAAACAUUACUGCAGAGAGAACACUAUGUGUGUGAACACCCCUGGAUCGUUUAUGUGCAUUUGUCACACAGGAUACAUCCGCAUUGAUGACUACUCGUGUACUGAGCAUGAUGAGUGUGUGUCGGGGAAGCACAGCUGUGAUGAGAAUGCACUGUGCUUUAACACUGUAGGGGGACACAGCUGCUCCUGUAAACCUGGCUACACUGGCAAUGGCACCAUAUGCAAAGCCUUGUGUGAUGGUCUAUGUCUGAACGGCGGCACCUGCAUCUCUCCCAACAUGUGUGUGUGCGCACAGGGCUUCACUGGGCUGAAGUGUGAGACAGAUAUCGAUGAGUGCACUGAGGGGUUUGUCCAGUGUGAAAGCCGUGCUACCUGCGUGAACUUACCUGGAUGGUACCACUGCGAGUGCCGUGAUGGAUACCAUGACAACGGCAUGUUUACUGCCAACGGGGAGUCAUGUGAAGAUAUAGAUGAGUGUAAAGAAGGGAGGAAUACCUGUGCCAAUGACACUGUCUGUUUUAAUCUGGAUGGUGGAUAUGACUGCAGGUGUCCCCAUGGACACAACUGCACUGGUGACUGCAUCUAUGACAGCAAAGUGAAACACAGUGGGCAGAUCUGGGUCCUGGACAACGACAGGUGCUCUGUCUGCUCAUGCCAGAUGGGGCAGGUGAUGUGCAGACGUAUGGUGUGUGAUUGUGAGAAUCCCACUGUGGAUCUGUUCUGCUGUCCGGAGUGUGACCCACGCCUCAGCUCUCAGUGUCUGCACCAAAACGGUUUGGUCACCUACAGCAGUGGAGACACCUGGACAGAAAACUGCCAGCAGUGCCAGUGCCUGCAGGGAGAGGUGGACUGCUGGCCGUUGCUGUGCCCUCCAGCGCAUUGUGACUUCACCAUGGUGCCCGAGGGCGAAUGCUGCCCACGCUGUGUCACGGACCCGUGCCUGGCUCAGAGUGUUCGCAAUGACAUCACCAAGACUUGUGAGGAUGAACACGGCAUCAUGCGCUUCAGCGGAUCCUCCUGGGUCAAGCACGGCACCGAGUGCACGCUCUGCCAUUGCAAGAAUGGACACAUCUGUUGCUCAGUGGAUCCUUUGUGCCUUUAGCUGCAGUCCAUCUUGCUAAAGGUGUUUGUACAGUUGUUCUCCAUUUAAAAGAAACCCACUGUUUUCACCCUGUCCCAAAUUGACAUCUUUAUACCAAAUGCAAACUAUGUAUUAUACCAAACUGAUGACCGAGAAUGUCACUGUUCAUAUCUGCUACAGAAAGAAACCAUUUUUUUUUGUUUUUGUUUUUCCCACACUGAGAUGAAAGGUCACUGCUCUGUACAGAAUACUAUAUACACAAGCAUAACCACACUGGAUGUUAAAAAUCAUAUUCUUUCAUUUAGAACUGUUUAUGAAACCAGUAAAAGAAUUAGGGAUCUUAGCUAGUAUGUAAAUGUUACUGUAUUUCUCUUUCAUCGCAUUAUGG